UAAGAACUAACAAAAACGAGUGCUCCAAAAUUAUUAUUUUAAAAUAAAACAAAUCAUGCGACUAUCAAUAGCGAUUUUUAUAGCUGCCUUUUUGUCUUCGGCGGCACCACUCCAAAAUGAAGAUGGCUUCGAAAGUAAUUUAUUAAAAGGAUUGAUUUCAAAAUAUGAGAACCAAAAAAGUCUUAAAGAUGAAGGUGGAAUAACAGCGGUGAUUAACGAUUUCGCAGACAAACUGUUUGGGAAUAUUGACACAUUUGCAGUAAAGAACGGACUGGACCCCAUCCCUCUUAAGGAUAUUAAAGAAACGUUCCUUUUGGCCGAUAUUGAACUUUUGAAUGGAGCCAUACACGGUAUUUCUACCAUUGAAAGAUACGAAGAUGUUUCGAUAACUUAUCAGAGCAAGACAAAGACGUUAACUGUUCAGCUCCCAAUCGUAUUUUCAAAUUUAAGUUUCACUUAUGACUACAAAUUGCUCUUUGCGGGACUGGGACCCCAAGGGGACCUGAUCGGGGAAAUAGACCAUUUUAAAUUUUACCUGGUAUUCAGUUUCAACUAUAACACGUUAACUGCGGAAAUAGAUACGCUUAGGACCACUGAUAGCGGGCAUAUUUCACUCACAGUAAACGGCGGAAUAACAGAUAUAGUUUUCAAUAUUCUUUCUGAAUUUUUCACAACUGUUUUCCAUCCAUUUAUACAAGGAGUGAUCGAAGCAAUUAUAAAAACUGUGGCGAACAAGAUUGUUACCGACGUUAACGAUUUGAUUUAUAAUAUAACGCAUCAGAAUUAUUCCCAAAGGAAUUCACUUGGUUACGGAUAUCCUGUAGUUUAUCUUAAUUAAUAAAUCAAAUUAGAAAAUAAAAUGUUUCUUAAGAUUUGUUUAAACUAGGUUAUAAGUUAGCUAAUAGCCAGGUUAAGA
This is a messenger RNA of Phyllotreta striolata, 916 nucleotides long. The record is from the annotation of a GenBank genome assembly. Lineage: Eukaryota; Metazoa; Arthropoda; Insecta; Coleoptera; Chrysomelidae.